AUGGCAUGGAAUUUUCACUGCUCUCCAAAACGUCCACCGGGGUUCCAGCAUGAUCGCCGCCAUCAUUUCUCUACCCCAAAGAACGAGGAGAGUCUCAUUUCAUCUGCUGUUUUGCUCGAUGAACAUUUCACGGCGGUAGUAGCUAGAAGAGUGUUCAAGGAACAACUCUGUCCAUUGCCACGUAUCAUCUUUGUUUUCCUACAGCGAGUAUUGGUUAAACACUCAUUCGCCAAUGGCACGGACUUUAUUCAGUCGCCAGAAUCUCAAGCCAGACCCGCCCUUCGAUCCAUACCAGCCCCACCAUGCCAGCCCCGCCUCGAGAGAAUCUAG
Molecule: messenger RNA, 330 nt
Organism: Morchella importuna
Lineage: Eukaryota; Fungi; Ascomycota; Pezizomycetes; Pezizales; Morchellaceae
Exons: 6
Coding region: 1-330 (109 amino acids)
Source: RefSeq, a predicted model, not a curated record